Molecule: messenger RNA, 2559 nt
Organism: Daldinia caldariorum
Lineage: Eukaryota; Fungi; Ascomycota; Sordariomycetes; Xylariales; Hypoxylaceae
Product: MFS general substrate transporter
Exons: 3
Coding region: 473-2341 (622 amino acids)
Biological process (GO): transmembrane transport
Cellular component (GO): membrane
Molecular function (GO): dipeptide transmembrane transporter activity
Source: RefSeq, a predicted model, not a curated record
CUAAGAACGACCUACCAUCUGUAAGAUCCCUCUCAUCUUUCGCCCCCCGUCGAGCCUCGCCGCACGCCGGGAACCACUUAGUGUAUGGCGUGGUUAUUGUUAUUUCCUUGAUACGAAAGGGAACUUACCUAGAGACCCAAUUCGGUAGGUUGGAUACUCGGUAGUAUUGAUCCGUAUUGUCUGAACCCCAUACGACACGCCCACACAUGCAUACCAUGCAUACCAUACAUACCCGUACAUACCCUACAUAGUACCUAGACCCAGACCUAGUAACAUCACACCCUAUCGCCCCCGGCACCCAGCACAAACGUACCUACCUAACAUAAGUUCCCGAUAGUGCGGGCCGUCCUGGGCCUUUUUUUAGCAUAAAUCCCACGUUCCCCUUCGCUGCCACCCUCUCUUGACCACUUCUUGCUUUCUCUGUUUUCUAGUACCGCAUUCAUCUGCGCAACUGCGAAGCCGUCUAGAGACAAUGGGCAACGCAGCGGACCUAGUCGAGCGUGCCUCGGGCACUAGCUCACCCAUUGACGAGGAGAAGAUGACAAAGACGCCUCCGGGUGAUGCCCACAACGCAUACCUCGACCCUUCUAUAAUGGAGGCCGACUACGAGGGCAAGCCGACCGAGGAGGACUUCAAAACUCUUCGUCGAGUUCCCGGCAGUCUGCCUGUCGUCGCCUAUCUCAUCUGCAUAGUAGAGUUCUGUGAAAGAGCUUCUUACUAUGGUGUCCAGCCCCUAAUUAGCAACUAUGUUAACCGACCCUUACCCGAGGGUGGAAACGGUUGGGGAGCGCCCCCGCAAGGGACCCAGCAAACCGCCGGUGCUCUAGGACUCGGAACCGUCACCGCAAACGCCGUCACCCAGUCCUUCAGUAUGUUGGCCUAUGCCCUACCCCUGCUUUUCGGUUGGCUUGCCGAUGCAAAGACCGGACGUUUCAGCCUUAUCUGCUGGGGUGUCGCUGUCUUCGGUGUUGCCCACGUCUUGAUGGUUGCCGCUGGCGCCAAAGACCUUCUAGCGGCCGGCACGGCCAAGGUCCCCUACUUCCUCUCUGUGUAUAUCCUCUCGAUUGGUGCUGCUAUGUUCAAGCCCAAUGUUUCUCCCCUUCUGCUCGACCAAAUGACGACGACUGUUCCCAAGGUUGUAACUUUGUCCUCUGGCGAGCGCGUGAUUCAAGACCCGGAAUCCACAACCGAACGAGUUAUGCUUUGGUUUUACCUCCUGAUUAACAUCGGUGGUUUCAUGGGAGUUGCUACAUCAUACUCGGAGAAGUAUGUGGGCUGGUGGCUUGCGUUCCUUAUCCCUCUUCUGCUUUACCUUCCUCUUCCGAUUCUUCUCUGGUUCCUCUACAAGAGAUUGAUCCUUCACCCUCCUGGCGGAAGCGACUUGGGUAACGUUUUCCGCGUUCUUGGCAUUUGCUUCCGUCGUGGUGGUAUCAGAAAGUUCGGUCGUGCUGGUUUCUGGGAUUUGGCCAAGCCGUCGCAUAUCGAAGCUUCAGGCCUCAACUACAAGACUUACUGGAACGACGAAUUCGUCGAUGAUGUGCGACGAACAUUCCAAGCUACCGGUAUUUUCUGCUUCUUCCCGAUUCAGUACAUUAACGACAACGGUCUCGGUUCUGCCGCUAGUUUCCUGAGCACUAUGUUGACAACUAACGGUGUUCCCAACGACGUUAUCAACAACUUCAACUCGUUGAGUAUCAUUGCGAUGGCUCCAGUUCUAAACUACGGCUUGUACCCUCUCUUACGGAGAAUGAACAUCCACUAUGGCCCUGUUGCCCGCAUCACCACUGGUUUGGCCAUGUCCUCGCUUGGCGGUGCUGGAUAUGCCAUUCUAAACUAUUACGCCUACCAGCAGUCUCCUUGCGGCGAGUAUGGUUCCAGCAACUGUCUCGACGGUCUUGGCGUGGCCCCCAUCAGCAUUUGGUGGAUGGCUAUUCCGUUUGCCGUGGGUGGUAUAUCCGAGUUGUUCGUUAACGUGCCUGCCUACGGUAUCGCUUAUUCGCGUGCUCCUGUCAACAUGCGUGGUCUAGUGUCUGCAUUGAACUUAUUCAACACGGCCGUUGCUUAUGCUAUCGGUUUGGCCUGCUCUUCUGUCGUUACAGACCCGUACUUAACUUGGGAUUUCGGAGGCCCGGCCAUCGCUGGUGGUGUUCUCACCAUUGUCUUCUACUUUACUUUCCGCCAUAUUGACAAGGAGGAGUACGUCCUCAGCCACAACAAGGACUACCACCUUAAGCUUGAGGGUACUGUUAAUGUUGUCGGCGAGAACGAACUCAACAAAUCUGCCAACCGCCCCGCGCCUAUUGCCGAUAACGAGGAGAUGAUGAUAUCACAAAAGCAGUAAGGGUUUUUUUUGUUUGCUCGGACGUUUCCGUUGACGUGCAUGUUGUAUGUGUAUUAUGGGUUGCCAGCGUUGAUGUUUGGCAGGCGGGUGCCAUUAAAAAAAAAAAAAAACGAAGCAUAAUGACGGUCAUGUCUAGCGUCUGUAAUGACCCCUAUAUUGGGAUGAGAGCACCUAAUAUUUGUGGACGGCUAUAACAACAAAAUAUAAUGUACAUUAAA